GCCAAUACUUUGCCAUUACUCUCUUUAAACACGUUUUUUAAGGGUUGACUGUUGAAAGGACUCCUCUCAGAAGUCUAUGGUCUUUUGUGACCAUUUUUCAACGAGUUUUUAGAUCGCAUUAAACUGUCCCCACGACUUCUUUGAUGCAAUUGUAUCUUGAGUUUGCUUCUUCUUAACCUUAAACUUGUUUCCAUUUCUUGGUUUCGAGUUGAAGCAGAACCGAUCUUUCCCUUUGUAUAAGCGACAUGAAGCUGUCUCUUUCACUUGCUUUCACUGCUCUCAUGCUGCUUGAAGUUAUCACCGUGGUCUUUGCUCAAUCCAGGUUUUCAAAUGAGACUGACAAGAAAGCUUUGCUUGAGUUCAAGUCUCAAGUUGCUGAAAACAAGAGAGAGGUUUUGGCCUCAUGGAAUAACUCUUCUCCGGUCUGCAAUUGGAUUGGGGUUACAUGUGGCCACAAACAAGAAAGGGUUAUAAGUCUGGACCUUGGUGGAUUCAAAUUGGCCGGUGUGAUCUCUCCAUCCAUUGGUAAUCUCUCGUUUCUCAGAUUACUUAAUCUUGCAGACAACUCUUUUGGAAGUACCAUCCCUCAAGAAGUGGGAAUGCUAUUUAGGCUUCAGUACUUGAACAUGAGCUUUAAUCUUCUCGAAGGAAGGAUCCCGUCUAGUCUUUCUAACUGCUCUCGACUUUCGACCCUUGAUUUAUCGUCAAACCAUCUUGGACACAAUGUUCCUUCAGAACUAGGUUCACUUUCUAAGCUUGUCAUUUUGUAUCUUAAUAUUAACAACCUUACCGGAAGGUUUCCUGCCUCUUUUGGAAACUUGACGUCACUUCAGGAGCUUGACUUUGCAUAUAACCAUAUGAAAGGAGAGAUUCCAGACGAUGUAGCUAGAUUGACUCAAAUGGUGUUUUUCCAAAUAUCACAGAAUAGUUUUUCAGGUGUUUUUCCUCCUGCGUUACACAACAUCUCCUCGCUUGAGUCUCUAUCCCUAGCUGGCAAUAGCUUUUCAGGUGAACUUAGAGCUGAUUUUGGUGAUCUUCUUCCAAACCUAAGAACGCUUCUUUUGGGAGACAAUCAUUUCACCGGAGCUGUUCCCAUUACAAUUGCGAAUAUUUCAAGCCUUGGAAGGUUUGAUAUCUCAUCUAAUAACCUGACAGGAAGGAUCCCUUUGAAUUUUGGAAAAUUACGUAAUCUGUGGUGGUUAGGGAUUGGUAGUAACUCUCUGGGAACUAACUCGUUCAGUGAUCUUGAGUUUAUUGGGUCUUUGGCUAACUGCACUCAGUUAGAGUUCUUAGAUGCUGGUUACAACAAACUUCGAGGUGAGCUGCCUGCCUCCAUAGCCAAUCUGUCCACCAAAUUGACUAGCCUGUCCCUUGGAGGAAAUCUUAUCUCUGGAACAAUUCCUCGUGACAUCGGGAAUCUCAUAAGCCUGCAAAAACUCAGUUUAGAAACAAAUAUGUUGACAGGAGAACUUCCAGUCUCUUUCGGGAAGCUUUUGGAAAUGCGGAUGCUGGAUCUGUAUUCAAAUGCAAUAUCGGGGGAGGUACCUUCUUAUUUUGGCAACAUGACUGAGUUGCAAAAGAUCCAUUUGAACAGCAAUAGUUUCCAAGGAAGAAUCCCUCAGAGUCUUGGACGUUGUCGAAACUUGCUAGACCUAUGGAUUGAUGCAAAUAGGUUGAAUGGGACUAUACCUCGGGAAAUACUGCAAAUUCCAUCCCUUGCUUACUUGGAUUUGUCAAGCAAUUUCUUGACCGGCCCUUUUCCAGAACAAGUUGGAGAGUUAGAGCUUCUUGUUGGACUAGGUGUUUCGAACAACAAAUUAUCAGGACACAUCCCACAAACUCUAGGGAAUUGUCUCUCGCUGGAGUUUCUCUAUCUGCAAGGAAAUUCGUUUGAAGGAGCCAUUCCAGAUAUAAGUCGGUUGGUAAGCCUAAAAAAUGUUGACUUCUCCAAUAACAAUCUCUCUGGCCCCAUACCUCGAUAUCUGGCCAAAUUUCCUUUGCUGCAAAAGCUGAAUCUCUCUAUGAAUAACUUCGAGGGAAUGGUGCCAAAAACAGGAGUGUUUCGAAAUGCUACAUCAGUUUCUGUAUUUGGAAACAAAAAUCUUUGCGGAGGCAUCACAGAAAUGCAAUUAAAGUCAUGCAUUCUGCUCGCAUCACCAAGGCCGAGAAAGCCUUUGUCAGUCAGAAAGAAAAUUGCCGUUGGUAUUGGUAUAGGUAUAGCCUCACUUUUCUUAUUCGUAAUUCUGGCUUUUCUGUGUUGGUUGAAAAAGAGGAGAAAGAGCAAGAACAAUGCAAGUGGUAGUAACCCAUCAGAUUCUACUUCUGUGGGGUUGUGCUAUGAGAAGAUAAGUUAUAAAGAGCUUUAUAAUGCAACAAAUGGCUUCUCAUCAAGCAAUCUGAUUGGUUCAGGCAACUUUGGUAAUGUGUAUAAAGGAUUGCUUGGCCGCGAUGAUAAACUUGUCGCUGUUAAAGUUCUGAACCUCCUGAAGCAUGGAGCAACGAAAAGUUUUAUGGCGGAAUGUGAAACCUUCAAGGGUAUAAGGCAUCGUAACCUUGUAAAACUGAUAACGCUUUGUUCAAGCCUCGAUUCCAAAGGAAACGAAUUCAGAGCUCUGGUCUAUGAGUUUAUGCCAAAAGGAAGUCUGGAUAUGUGGCUUCAUCCAGAAGAUUUGGAAAGGGCAAACGAGCACUCGAGAAGUUUAACAGUUUUAGAGAAACUCAACAUCGCAAUAGAUGUGGCAUCCGCUCUAGAGUAUCUGCAUGUUCAUUGUCAUGACCCUGUAGCUCACUGUGAUCUUAAGCCAAGCAACGUUCUUCUGGAUGAUGAUCUGACUGCUCAUGUUAGUGACUUUGGUUUGGCUCGGCUCCUCUAUAAAUUUGAUCGAGAGUCCUUCCUAAAUCAUUUUAGUUCUGCCGGUGUCAGAGGCACCAUUGGCUAUGCCGCACCAGAAUAUGGUUUGGGAGGCCAACCAUCAAUACAAGGAGAUGUGUACAGCUUUGGAAUUCUACUUUUGGAGAUGUUCACUGGGAAAAAACCGACAGACGGAUCAUUUGCAGGCGAUUAUAACCUCCACAGCUACACAAAGUUAAUAUUUUCGAGAGAUGAUGAGAAGGAUGGUGGAGGCAGCAACGCCAUUGAUGAGUGGUUGAGACUGGUUUUGCAGGUGGGAAUAAGGUGUUCUGAAGAAUAUCCGAGGGAUAGGGUGAGAAUGGCUGAAGCUGUACGCGAGCUAAUCUCAAUCAGAUCUAAAUUCUUCAGUUUCAAGAAGACUAUUACAGAGCUAAGUCCUCGGGAUGCUGUGAAAACUUCUCCUCAGGAAUGGAUGUUAAAUCCAGCCAUGCAUACAAUCUAGACAAAACUGGUGGAACGCAAUCACCAUCUCGAGCACUUCUGGGGACGCAGUGAAUGUGUCUCUGCUUCUGCUUCAUCGAAACAGAACAAUGUUAGGAGAAGAGUCGUAUAUUUACAAUGUCUCUGUAGCCAGAGUCAUUUUCACUUAUUAGCUCUUUUUCUGCCAACAUUGUCUUCUCCACAAGUGUCUGUAUAUUUAGGAUCAGAGAAAUGCAACUAAAGCCAUGCAUUGCUCAAGCCUAGGUUCCGGAAUCCGAUGGAAAUGAUUUCAGAGAUCUGGUAUAUGAGUUCACACCAAGAGGAAGUCUGUUUAUGUGGCUGCAGCCGAGUACUAAUGUAACCUUAGGUACUAGUAAUGUGAGUAUGACGUUUUUGUAUAGAAUAUUACGUUUCAGUCCUGUGAUUGUAGACUAUUCAAGAGGCUAUUAAUAAACUAUUUUCAUCCA
Molecule: messenger RNA, 3798 nt
Organism: Eutrema salsugineum
Lineage: Eukaryota; Viridiplantae; Streptophyta; Magnoliopsida; Brassicales; Brassicaceae
Product: LRR receptor-like serine/threonine-protein kinase EFR
Exons: 2
Coding region: 246-3353 (1035 amino acids)
Biological process (GO): protein phosphorylation
Molecular function (GO): protein binding; protein kinase activity; ATP binding
Source: RefSeq, a predicted model, not a curated record